Tigriopus californicus is the source of this 3634-nucleotide messenger RNA. Its product is annotated as histone-lysine N-methyltransferase SMYD3-like. The transcript is spliced from 7 exons. Lineage: Eukaryota; Metazoa; Arthropoda; Copepoda; Harpacticoida; Harpacticidae. Gene Ontology annotation, molecular function: protein binding. The coding region runs from base 335 to 1972 and encodes 545 amino acids. The record is from RefSeq and is a predicted model, not a curated record. Gene Ontology annotation, cellular component: nucleus.
ACUGUGACCAGUCUUCGCUGCCCGAUGAAAAAUUCUCUAAGAACCGUGGAACUUUCACUUUGACCUGUAGAAAAGCAUUCGCUCAGACUCAUCUUUCCUCAAGAACAAGUCAAAGUGAAAGCAAACCUUCCAAGCACGACGUCUCUGUGUCGCGUUUUGUAUACAGGCCCAUAUAUCAAGUCCGUGGAAUUUGGCACACACACAAACAUUCCAAUGUACCACUUGAAACCAAUUCCAAACUAUAAUUGGCUUUACACAAGUUUGUGCGAAAAAAUACACCUUGGGUGGAUGCCAAAGGCAAGCAGCUCCAAAUGGGACUGAGGUGUGAGCAUCUAUGGUGAGAUGUGCUGUUCCAACAAAAUUAUGUUCCGAGCAAAAUUCUUUCGCCACUCAGGAGACAAGUAGUCCGAACAACAAGGUGCAAACUUUCCAGCUCCGUUGGCCUUUGUUUGGCUGGACCUUGUACUUCGAUUUACCCGACGCAGAAAGUGAACUGACUAUCCCUAGUUCCGUCCAAAUGGCCCCAUCCGAGGCAGAGCAAGAGGAAGUGAGUCAAACAGAAAAAAGAACCGGAUCAAGAAGGACAUUUUUGGCCGGAGAUGUGAUCCUCAUUUCGCAACCUUUCGUGGGUGUGCUCGACAGAAAAUGGAAGUUCCAGCGCUGUGAUUUCUGUUUCGACCCGUUUCCAUCCCGCUCGGACCCGCUCUUGCCCCGGCCAUUAACCUGUCCACAAUGUUCGGCUUGCCUUUACUGCAAUGGCAAAUGUCGGGAUCGGGCCUUGCCAAACCACAUUCAAGAGUGCAAAUAUCUGAGACAAAAGGGCAAAUCAAUCAUCUCAGAUACAGGGAGGUUCAUGAUGAAGCUCAUCCUGAAAUUGCACACGCCAUCCCCGAAUACCCUGUCGGAUCCUAAUAAUAACCUGGCCAACCGCACGAUCUCAGCUCAACGGGACUUUGGUCAACUGCUUGACCACUACGAUGAAAUCCAAAAAGACCAAGAGCGAAUGGAACUCAUCGAUAAGAUCUACCAAGAGCUCUUGAAAUAUGAACUCAAGGAGCUACCAACAGACUUUGAUGAGUUUGGACGCGUUUGUGGCAAGGUCUUGAUCAACAGUUUCAACUACACCCUGACUGGUGGACAACGAAUUGGAACCGCAUUGUAUUUGGAAGCCUCGGCCUUGAACCACUCGUGCACUCCCAAUGCCGGAUUCUCGUUCCAAAACGGGAACGUUGUGAUCCGUGCUCUCGAAACGAUCGAAUCCGAUGACCAAACACCCCUUGAGGACCAAAUUACAAUUAGUUACAUUGAUCUUUUGGACUGCACCAAGUCUCGACAGGCCAAUCUCAUGGAACGGUAUUACUUCCAAUGUGAGUGUCAUCGUUGCCAAAACCCAGAAUUGGAACUCUCCAUGUACAGUAUUCGAUGUCAGAGCUUGAACUGCUCAGGUCGACCCGUUUACGUUGGGGUAGGUCGCCGUUUGGAGGACUUGGACGUGAGGCCUUGCCAAGAAUGUGGGAACAAGCCCAACGCAAAGAUUCUAGAGCAGUACUUGAAAAUUUGCUGCGCAGUCCAGGAUAUGUCGGGCGAGUCGUUCUCACCGAGUAGUAAAUCCUCGGAUGAGUGCAUGUCGCUUAUGACGGGCCUUUUCCACCCUGACCAUUAUCUCUACAUGAGAAUGGCUAGGGCUUCUUUUGACGAGCAUUUCAACCGUGAGGAAUACGAAUUAGCCAGGGAAUAUGGAUUGCUUUGCUUGAGCUCCUACCGGAAAUACAAACACCACGUGUGGCCUAGUUUAGCCCAACUUCUGUUCAAAUUGGGCAGUCUCGAAUUCUUGCACACGCCCAGCCUGCCGAAGAAAGUGGCGCACACGCAUCUGGGCGAGGCCUUGGACAUCCUGAUCGUCACCCAUGGGCAAGAUCAUGAGGUCUACCAGCAAGCUAAAGCACUCUGGCAACAAUCCAAGCUAAUCUAGAUCGAUCUGUCUUGAACAUUCAUUAAUCGAUUGAGAUUAGAUGCUCUUGUCUGAGGAAUGUCUCUUUGUUUGAUGUUAGGACUCGAGCGUAUUAUGCAACUUCACGAGAAGAAGCCAGUUUACUCGUUCAAACAAAGGCUAUGUGGAAGUUUGUCCUUUUAAAACUCUUGCUUCUGAGUGCCAAACUUUUGAACAGGCUGUUGAACCGUUUGUUUGACUACUCACUUUUCAGUGGUUCCCGUCUGGAACGGGAAAAUGCAUCGGACUAUAAAAGCUGUGUACAUCGGUGUCGGAUCCGAUUUCGAGCCAAACUCGGAGAACUCGGACCGGCUUUUAUGGACAACUUUCUGCUCACUCAUGAGAGUUAUGACCAUCCAGAUGUGUUAUUUCGAGAUAAUGUCACCCUGUUGACGGUCACCGGAUACCACGCCCUCUUUGUUCAAGGUCCCGAAGGUUUCAAUUUCUUUGGCUCCAAAGAAAGCCCCUUUUCAUUCAUAACGCACUUUGAGUUCGCGCAACACUUACUUAUUGUUUCUUUUGAGCAAUUUCUCGAGAUCAGUCGGCGAGAUGUUCCAAAGCCAUCCGCCAAUUUGGUCUUCAUUUCCAUGACCGGAAGGUGUGGAUCCACUCUCCUGACCCAAAUGUUUGAAGAGCUGCCCUACACUUUGACAUUAUCAGAGCCGGACUUUCUCACGACCAUGAUUCCGUUCCAAGGCCAUCCUCACUCUUCGGAGGCCUUGGUUCAGAAUAUGGAUCAAGCACUGAAAGGUGCGAUCCAUUUGAUGUGCAAGGACUUAAAGUCCAGACGAGUGGACAAUAUCGUAAUCAAACUUCGACCUGUGACCGUGGCCAUCACCCACCAGAUCACCCAAGUGUGUCCUCAAGUGAGACACGUGUUCCUCUAUCGUUCCCCAAUAAGAACAGUGGCUUCAUAUGUGACAAUGGUCCAAAGUUUCUCCCCACUCCUGUACCAGAAGCUCUUUUGGCCUCGAGGCUUCUCUAAAAUGUACUUCUGCCUCGUGCCCGAGGGUAGUGAUAAGCAAAACAUGUUGGCUGAUAUGCACCAGAAAUCUCUGACUCAUUACGACCACGUUCGAUGUUGGACCGAGCUCGUUUUGGCACACAUCUUGCCUUGCAAAGAGUAUCGGGCCAAAGGCUGGGUGGAUAUCUAUCCCAUCACCUAUGAGAAUCUCACCCAAGAACCCCAUGAGACCAUGGAGAAGCUCCUCACUCAUUGCCACAUCGAUCCCAUUCAAGCCAGCCAUUGUGCCAGAGCCUUGGAAAAAGACUCGCAAAGAGGAACCUCCAUCAGUCAGAGCACCUUGGCCAAAUCAAGGAAGGUCCAUUUUUCUCCGGCUGAACUUGAAAUGAUGGAAGGGCUUAUGGCUGCAUUCGACUUCCCCGAAUUGGAGCAUUGGGAGGAUAUCUUUGAUUAAUCAGAACAAUUUGUUCCUGCUGGAGGCUUUGCUGACUCAUGGAGCGAAGAAAGUUGGAUAGAAGCAACUCUGAUGAUUGUCGAAGUUUGUGAACUUGGCAUUUUUGGCAGCCUUUGGCUUGGUUCAAACUCUUGGGUCAUAAAUUCUCUUGGUUCAUAAAAGCUUCCGUACUACUCUAGUGAAAAUAGAACGUACCCCUGCUAUUACUUUACUAGAGCAGGUCGCA